Molecule: messenger RNA, 660 nt
Organism: Amorphotheca resinae ATCC 22711
Lineage: Eukaryota; Fungi; Ascomycota; Leotiomycetes; Helotiales; Amorphothecaceae
Exons: 2
Coding region: 1-660 (219 amino acids)
Cellular component (GO): mitochondrion
Source: RefSeq, a predicted model, not a curated record
AUGGAUAAAGAGAAGGAAGAGCCCGCUCUAUCGUGGACAUCAUUUUCACAUCCGGACCUCCACUUAGACAGCAUCUUCGUUGAUCCAGGCACGAGACGAAUAACACGUAUUAUUGAUUGGCAAUCAGCAUCAGUAUUUGAGGCUUAUUUUCAGCACUGCAUCCCACGUAUAUUGGCUCCUGUUUGGCGCAAUUCUAGCGAAACUGAGUCUGACAUAUCGACUCAACGACAUCAAGCCAAGGAGAGAGAAAUUGCCAGCCAUUAUCAACGUUUCAGCAAACUCAACAAUCCGAACAGAUGGGCGGCAUCGAAACUUCCGUUGCGCUCACUUACCACAGAACCUACAUCUGUACUCUGUGGGGCUUCGGACAAGGACGAUGUAUAUUCCUUACAGACCGCCUUGAUACAUAUAGCUGUACGGUGGGAUGAAAUUGGCUCGAAGCCUGGGCCCUGUCCAAUCAGGUUUUUAGAGCGCGAAUUGGAGUUUCACAGCAACGAAAUGGAUCUUGUGCAAGGUCUAGCGAAUGUGUUACACGAGCUUCAUGAUAAGGGCCUAAUACCAUUAGGCGGCAUGCUUUAUCGAGAGAAUUACGAGCGGGCUGCGCCUAUUAACAAAGAACAUAUAGAAGAGUUUGUUAACACGAUGGAAACGGAGGAGUAG